Messenger RNA from Xenopus laevis (African clawed frog), 1188 nucleotides. RefSeq names its product vomeronasal type-2 receptor 26. The coding region runs from base 1 to 1188 and encodes 395 amino acids. The record is from RefSeq and is a predicted model, not a curated record. The transcript has 3 exons. NCBI's taxonomy places the organism in Eukaryota, Metazoa, Chordata, Amphibia, Anura, Pipidae.
AUGGGCACAGCUAAUUUAAAGUUGGUAGGAGAAGAAGAUCUUCUGUCAAAUAAUGAAGACUACAGAAAAGCAAUGUGGGUACUCUUGUACCUUGGCACCAAUACACAUCCAGAUAUGGUGAUGUCAUGUCAGUUUCAUGCAGAUGUGCAAGUAAAUCUCAUCAAAGAGACUGGAAUGCAAAUUCCUCUAUCUCAGUGCAAUGAACCCUGUGCCCCAGGAUACAGGAAAGCUAAAAUAGAAGGGAAGCCAUCUUGUUGUUAUGACUGUGUCAGGUGCGCAGAUGGGGAAAUGUCCAACACAACAGAUGCAGCAAAUUGUGUGAGAUGCUCGGAGUAUCAGAAGUCUAAUACAGGGAGAACUGAAUGUCUCCUUAAAGCUGUAAACUUCCUUUCCUAUACAGACACCAUGGGGGCCAGUUUAACUUCCGUUGCCUUUAUCCUCUUCAUCACAGCUUCUGUAGUGCUGAGAAUCUUUGUGAAAUAUUGGGACACUCCUAUUGUGAAAGGCAAUAACCAAAAUCUCAGCUGUCUCCUCCUCAUCUCUCUCAUGUUGUGUUUCCUCUGCACUUUAUUAUUCAUUGGGCGCCCAACACAGAUAUGUUGCCUCCUCAGACAAGUCACAUUUGGGAUUGUAUUUACUAUUUCUGUUUCAUCUGUGUUGGCUAAAACUCUCACAGUUAUUAUUGCCUUCAAUGCUUCAAAGCCUGGGAGCAAACUGAAGAAAUAUGUAGGAACCCAACUUUCCAUUGUAUUAGUUAUAAUAUGCACUUUGGGUUCAAGUAUAAUCUCUGCUGUGUGGAUGACUUCUCACCCACCCUUUUUGGAGGCUGAUACAUUUUUGGAAAAAGACACAAUUAUUUUAAUGUGCAAUGAAGGAUCUGUAAUCUUUUUCUUCUGUACUAUUGGUUACAUGGGUGCUCCAGCAGUGCUGAGUUUCAUUGCUGCAUUUCUAGCCAAGGAUUUCCCUGACCGAUUUAAUGAGGCUAAAAACAUCACUUUCAGUAUGUUGGUGUUCUGUAGUGUGUGGGUGACAUUUGUCCCUGCAUACCUGAGCAGUAAGGGGAGAAAAAUGGUGGCAGUUGAGAUAUUUGCCAUUUUAUCCUCCAGUGCUGGAUUAUUGGGCUGUAUAUUUGCCCCUAAAUGUUACAUUAUUUUUCUGCAUCCUGAAUUAAACACAAGAACAUUUUAG